Effrenium voratum is the source of this 993-nucleotide messenger RNA. NCBI's taxonomy places the organism in Eukaryota, Dinophyceae, Suessiales, Symbiodiniaceae. The record is from the annotation of a GenBank genome assembly.
AUGAAGAGGUUGGGCCUCGCACCCGACGUCUACACCUAUAGCUCGGUGAUUGCCGCCUGCAAUAUGGCGUUGCAGUGGGAGUGGGCUGUGAACCUGUGGAACGAGAUGGAGAAGCAGGGCAUCGUGGCGACGGAGAUCGUGUUCAACAGUGUGGUGAACGUUUGCAGCCGCUGCGGUCAGCAGGCUUGGGUGGACUACCUCCUUGCGGAGAUGGAGCACAGAGGUCUGGUCAGGGACAUCGUUACAUACCGCUCUGCAAUUGCCCCGAUCUCGCGAAAGGAGGAGGUUUCGAACGAGGCGGAGGUUGCCGAGGUGACUGCUGAGCCCCAGGCGUCCGAACAGGUGGCCGAACCCGAGGAGGAGGAGUCUGUCCUCAACGGCGAUUCGGUCAAGACCUUCAUGAACAAGCUGGAGGGCGCUUCGAACCUCUUCGCCCAGGCGCUGUCGGAGGGUGCCUUCGCGCCCUGGGUGCGUGAUGGAAGGCUGCUGGACUUGCAUGGCAUGAGCACCGAAGUGGCCAAGGUGGCCGUCUACGCGGCCUUGCGUGGGGUGACUGACUUGCCUGAAGAUGACCUGGCCUUCUGCUGGGGUCUGAAGAUCAUCGUGGGCCGGGGGCUGCACAGCCGCGACGGGCAGGUGGUGCUGGAGCCGGCCAUUCGAGAGCUGCUCGAGGAGGUCUUCCAGCUCAGAGUGAGCAGCACGGUGGAUGGCACCUUUCGAGUGGUGCCGGAGGAUCUCUGGGCCAUUCGCAAGCAGGGGGCCUGGCCUCCAGACUGGCUGAAGCAGGGGGAAGAGCCUCCAAAGGCCAGGGGAAGGUGGAUGGUCCAAAUUCCCCGGGCCUCCGCACUGCCACUCCUCAGCCCAGCUGUCCAACCUGGCCAGGUGUGGCUCAAUCGCAAGGACACGCGCCCCCAGACUGUCAAGAAGUUAGGGCAGAAGCGCGUGCCGCGCAGGAGGAGAUCAAAAGAGCUCUUAGCUGGUGCGGGUCGGUAG